AUGAUUUCAGAGUUUAUUAAAGCUUACCCAAAAUUCCAAACUCUACUUUAUAUAUUAGGUAUUCUUGGCUUAUUAAAAUGCACAAAAAUACUGUGCUUUUUAUGGAAAUUAUUAAGGCCAAGUACAAAUCUAAAGAAAUAUGGAACUGGAUCUUGGGUAUUCAUAACAGGAGCAUCAGAUGGAAUAGGAAAAUAAUUGGCAAUAAAAUUUUCAUAGAAAGGAUUUAAAAUAAUCUUAGUUGCUAGAACACGUUCAAAAUUAGAAGCUGUUUCAUAAUAAUUACAAACAGAAUCACAUAUAAUUGUUGCCGAUUUUACAUAAUCUAUGGAUAAUAAAUUAUUUGAUAGAAUAAUAGAUGAAGUAGGUGAAAGAGAUGUGAGUAUAGUAAUAAAUAAUGUUGGUGUAGAUGCUUUUAAUCGUUUUCAUUUGAUUUCAGAUGAAGAAAUCUACAAAACUAUUAUAGUGAAUUGUAUGCCAGUAACUAUGUUAUGUAAAAGAUUCAUUCCAUAACUAUUAAAAAGAAAAUCGCAUAAAUCUGCUAUAAUUAAUGUGACAUCUCUUGCAGGAUAGAUUCCAACUCCUUAUUUUAAUGUAUAUAGUGCAAGUAAAUCAUAUGGUGAAUUUUUGACAUAAACAUUAAGUGUUGAAUAUCCUGAAUUGGAAAUAUUUGCUUUAAGACCAUCUGAAGUCUCAACAAAUAUGACAUUUAAUAGAAAACCAGAUUUAAUGACAAUCACUUCUUCAGAUUGUGCUGAUGGACUCUUGAAAAGAAUGGGUUAGAAUACAAAUGGUCAUUGGAAUCAUGAAAUCUAAGCAGAAUUAUAUAAAUUGGUUCCAUCUUGGUUAUAUAAUUGGGUAUUGAUAAAAGUAUUAUUAUAAUAUAUUCAUUUAGUUUAUUGCUCCUUAAUGGUUGAAGGAAAGGACAUCUACAACAAGUACCUAAAAGAAAAAUAACUGAUU
Molecule: messenger RNA, 960 nt
Organism: Paramecium pentaurelia
Lineage: Eukaryota; Ciliophora; Oligohymenophorea; Peniculida; Parameciidae
Source: the annotation of a GenBank genome assembly